GGUGGUGGUGGUGGGGCUUUGUGUGGAAGUGGGGGAGGGAUUUCUCUCCACUUUGGAGGGUCAGGACUUGUGCGUAUUUGCGCUCUAUGCGGAGCGACCGCGGAAACAACAGCUCGGAGUUGCCUUCACCGGUUCGCUGAGAAGCGCCAGGAACCUCUCCAGCGCACCCGACAUGGCACUCUCGCUGGAGAACUUCAUCGACUCUGUGGAUCCCACCAGCCUCCCGAGAAUACUGCAGAUACAAUCGGGCAUUUACUUCCAAGGCUCUGUAUAUGAAAUGCAUGGGACAGAAUGCUGCCUGGCUACAGGAGAAAUCAUUAAAGUCAUUGGAUUCAAGAUAGCAAAGAUUAUAGCAGAGAUUUCUAACAGUGACAAGGACAACACAUUUACAAGAUCUAUGGAGCUCCCAUUGGAAUAUCCAGGUCUCUUCAAGGUUCUUGCUGAUCCGUGCCCCUAUUCCAGUGUUAAGAAUAUCACAGAAUCGCUACAAAUUGGGCACAACCGUUUGGGUCAUCCUCGAUUCCGAAGCAACAUAGAUAUUCAGGUGGAUGGUGUCUUCAUUAAAGAAGGCGAGCAUAUAGUGCUGAACUCACUGAACGAAGUAGCAGGAGAACAGUAUGUGAACUGUGAAGUUGUCAGAGAAGGUAAAAGCAAAAUAUUAAAGAUUCCCUUAUUACACAAAGGAAUCUUCUACGAGUGUGAAGAUGACCAGUUUUAUACAUUGAAAGAGAUCGUGGAAUGGAAAAUCCCUAAAAACAGAAAGCGGGUUGUGAAGCUUGUGAAAACAUUAACAGGCUGUGAACCAAAUCGUUAUCCUGUCAUCGAUGACCUUAAUGGUGAUUUGAGUCUGAUGCCUAUCUAUGAAAUACAUGCGGUGAUGAAAUUUCGAAAGGAUAUUGUACACAUACCAUCGAAUCUCGACGUGGAAGUUGUGGAUGUAACAGAAUUUUAUGACAUUAACUCCUUUGUACAGCCUGUGUCAGUCAGUGAUAUCUUCAAAAGACCCAGUGAAGAUUUCCCCCUGCUGGCUGAAAUUAUAGAGGGUUCUGACCAAAACACUUAUAGCUCCCUGAAGGCUGGAAGAUUAAUAAUCAUUCACAAGAAGCACUUUUGCAACCCAGUGAUUGUUUCUGAGAACAGAAGUGAUUUAAAUAAAAGGCAUUUUUUGAUUCCCAAAAGCUACAAGGGACGGUUUAAAAGACGACCAAGAGAGUUCCCCACUGUAUAUGACAUGGAGUUGGCCAGUAAAAAUAAAGACCACCUGCAUGUCAUCGCAACAAAAGAGUUUCUGUCUGAUCCAGCAGAGUUUUCUUCAGUGCUUGUAGGGGACCAGUUUCUUGUUAAGCAAUGCCAAAGUAUCGAACUUACCGGUGAAGGAGAAAAGCGACUGGUUAAAGUUAUGGCUUGUGAAAGGAUCGUGGGAAAAAUCUACGAACAGAUCUUCCUUCCAAUGUAUGUGGAAGGGAGCUUUGUUGAGGUAAUCCAUGACAAAAAGCAAUACCACAUUUCGGAGAUCUGUAAACAAUUCAGUUUACCCUUCAACGUCAAGGUGUCUGUAAGGGAUCUGUCAAUCAACGAUACUUUAGCAAUUCUGCCCGCAUUGCGCAUCGAAGAAGAAAUCACUGACCCUAGGCUGCUGGUCAGUUUGCUGAAUGAUCCAUCAGAAUGUUAUGAGCUUCCAGUUCAGCGAGUAAACAUGUCGAUCCAACUGCUUCAACGACCAGCUACAGAAGUGCCACAUCCUGCACCUAAGACCAUUGUGGAGGAGAUCAGUGAGGACUUGUAUUAUAUGCUACGUAGAUAUGAAAAUGCUACUUUGCAUCCUCCUCCCCGUCCUCCAAAGAAACCUCAGUCACCAGUAACACCUGCAACAUCACUGAAGCUUCUUCUCCCUGAACCUAAGAAGCCAGAGCCACCCAAAUCUCCAAAGAAUUCACCUUCAGAGCUGCUAAGAAACAAGCUAAAAUCUCAAAGAAAUGUUCUAGUUGCCACUGGAAGACCAGAAGAUAAUGUUGUUUAUGUCACAAACACACUGCAAGAAACAUCUGGUAGUGAAGCACCAGCAGCUGAAAUGAAUUCAUUGGAAGGCCUUGUUGUAGAUGUUGAAAACUUGAAUUUUGAUGACAAACAUGACUAUGAAUAUAUUGAUGAAGAUAAAAUGAAAGGUUUAAGGAAACAGAUACACGACAAUGAACAUCUGAACAAGAAAAACUGGAAGAAAAAAAAAGCUGUUAAUACCGAAACGUAGAACCAGUGGAAGUGCCUGGAGAAAACCUUCUUAAUUCAGCAAACUAAAAACAGAUAAUGAAGGUGGUUGAUGGGUAUUCUAUUCUGAAGAUUGAUAAAGGUCAAAUUCAGGAAGCCUUUCUCGCUGUGUUGUUAUUUCAUUUGAAUGAAUAGAAUAAUUUUGGUUCUGUGCAUAAGAAUUUUUGAUUAUCAUUUUUAAAAAUAUUUUUACAAUCCAUUUUUACACAUGUUCUUAGAUGUUGUACGAAAUUGAAACAGAAAUUGUGGAUUUUACUGGAUAGCGAAUGCUCUUAAAAUGAGGGAUUAAUUUAUUGGCUCCUGUUUUGCAAUGCUGAUGUAUUUAUUUCUGAAUGCACAUAUAUACGCAUAACGUGUGGAUUUGU
Molecule: messenger RNA, 2630 nt
Organism: Callorhinchus milii (elephant shark)
Lineage: Eukaryota; Metazoa; Chordata; Chondrichthyes; Chimaeriformes; Callorhinchidae
Gene: themis
Product: thymocyte selection associated
Exons: 7
Coding region: 173-2248 (691 amino acids)
Biological process (GO): T cell receptor signaling pathway
Source: RefSeq, a predicted model, not a curated record